AUGGAAGGUGAGUUGGCAGGGCCAAGUUAUGGUGCUGCGACGACGGAACCCCCUGGAUUGUCGCAAGCGAAUCAGCAGCCUUCAGGUACCAAUGUCGUGAUGAAUGGUGUCGUGGAGGAUCCGCAAGCGGCUCCGGGACCUCAGGAGACUUUGGGGGGCCAAGUGCCCCCACAGCCUCUUCCUCAGACGCCUGAGCCUGCUGCACCUAGGGUGUUGGAGCAUACUUUGCCGGAGCUUCCUGGUGUGCAACUACGGGGAUCAAGUGUGCCUUUGCAGGAGUCUGAGCCCACCUUUGUGCAGGCACAGCAACGUGUUGAAGUCAGCGGGUUUGAGUUUUCUCCUCCCGAAGAGCUGCCUCCUGGAUCUCGCUCGCCUGGUGCGGGUACGGGGAAUCAGGGUGUGUGGUUUAUGAGACUUCAGGAGUUUGUGCAGAAAAGGGUGAGCCAGGCCAGUGCGGCUAUGAUGACUCCUCUUAUCGAGGCAAGACAGCGAUCACCUGCUCAGGUGGCUCAAGCCACUACUCCGAGGCCUCCGAGAUUGUUUACACCGGAGGCCGAGCAAGCGAUGCAACAGUGGUCACGACGAGCCCCGCAUUUGUAUACUCCAGAACAACGGCGGGACAGUUCCUCGAGCGGCUCCCUUACCCAGGAGCAGAUGCUUGCGGAAGUUCAGAAGCAGGUGAAGAUGGAGAUGAGAUCUCAUGAGGAACAACGACAAGUUCUUGUAGAAGAGAACCAGCAGCUCAAGGUGAUGUUGGAGCGCCUGUUGACUCAGGUUCAGAACCAGGCCGCCGAGGACCAAGGAGAUGAGGUGAAUCGUGGAAUUCCGGUGGGACUUCAGGGUUCCGGCGAGGAAGCAAUCCUGCCGGACUACGUGCCCCUCCUGCUGGUGCUGGAGGAUAUCCUUGUAAUGUCCAACCUGGCGGCCAAGCUGCGAGGCGUGAUGAAGUAUCUGGAGGCGAUCCUCAGAACGUAUAUGAAGGCCGUGCAAGUGCAGGAGGAGAUCCACUUGGUGUUCUUGGCGGAGCGAAGCCGAGGACUGAGCCUACGCAUGGAGCUGGAUCGGUACCUACACGGGCUACAGCGCGAGGGGAAAGUUUGCCUACUACCCAAGGAGCAACCGCUCCUGGACCCGAUUGGGACGCUAGUGCAAGGAAUGGCCCAGCUCCAGACGGCGAUGUCGGAGAGCUUGAGCACAAGGUCGAAGGAGCCGGAAGUCGUGAAGCCCGGGCUCUCUGAGCUUCCGCGUUUAGCGGAUCUCUCCAACAACUCGGCAAUAGAUGUGGGAGAUUGGCUACAUGGGCUUCAGAACCACAUGGGUGACCUCUCGAAUGGUUCGGGUCAGUGGUGGACCGAAGUUCUGCAGUGCCUUACUAGUUACUAUGAUGCCUACUUGAAGGCCUCCCAUGUUGGCAAGCUCACCUUGAAGGCUGAGGACUAUGAGACGGCAUUCCUCAAGGACUCGCGGUGGACGAGGGUUGACAAAAGGGCGUCGUCGAUGAUCCUGACCAGUUUGCCUACCAAGGUGAAGGAUGAAGUGCUCUCGAUGAGACUCGUGGGCACUUUGCCUACGUUGUGCCGGGUGAUGGUGCUGUAUCGACCGGGGUCGUUGGCGGAGCGCCAACAGAUUCUGAGAGCACUGGAGCAACCAACGGUGGCCCAGACCGCUUCUGAGGCUGUCGAUGAGCUCCGGAAAUGGGGCAGAUGGAUGGGUCGCGCAACCGACCUCGGCGUGCAAACGCCGGACCCAAGCAUCCUCGUCCGUGGCUUGGAUGUGAUCGUCAAGAAGAUCCUGCCGGAGAACCAGGACAUUGCCUUUCGAGUGUCGAUGUUGAGAUACACGUUGGAGGUAGACACCCGACCAACUGAACGUGGAGCACGUGAUCUUCAACAGGCCCUGAUGAGUGAGCUAGAGCAGAUUGCCUACCGUAGCAGACCUGCAAGCUCGGGUACACCAUUCGUGAAGGCAGCAAUGACAACGCCGCCUCCGCCGCCACCCAAGCCCAGCACCGAGGCUGGGGGUAAUACUGUUCAGCCAAAGGCCAAGGCUAAGACUCCGUGCCGCUUCUACCUGACGGACAAGGGUGAUCGCGGAGCCCAAGGUGACUCCUUCCUCCUCGACUACCGGUACGGCGACCACUACUCCGCAGCCCAACAGCAGCUCUGUGCCAUCGACUCCUUGAUUCGGGCAACGGACCAUGAGAUUGAGGCCGCUGACCAAGUGCAUGUUCAGCUAGCGGACGGCAAGGAGAUUGUUUUGGCCCAAAGUCCGAGUGGAACGCUGCUGACACGAAAGGCAGCUCGCGGCUCUUCGGGGCCCAUUGUGCCCCUCGGAGCAUUGGUCCAAGACUUGGGCUGUCAGGUUUCCUGGACAAGGAAGGGCGGGCUCACAAUCCGACAUCCGGAACACGGGCUCAUAAAGCCGAAAGUGGUUGGGCGGUGUCCGGUGGUGGCUGAGUCCCAGGCUCUGGACCUCAUUUACGAGAUCGAGUGCCAGAAGCUUCGGCAGCUUGAGUUCGCUACGAAGGCUACAGCGAAGUCGGUUUGGUUAUGGGAUGUUGAGAAGCCUUGGGCCAGGCACUUGGAUGACUUCGUGAGAGUUGGAGGACGUGGCGCACAGUUGCGUGCUAUGUCGACAGAGGGCUCACCGUUUGGUAAGUGGCCGGAAAUGGACCGAGCGUUGGUGGCUGAGAACGUGGAGCUGGACAACAAAGCGGGAUGGUCCUACCUGAGGGCCCUUCCGGGCUCACGACAGCGGCGAAAGCGAUUGAUGAGCUCGUCGUGGGUGAUCCAUUUGUACUCCGGGCCGGACAAGGGCAUUGACCCGCUGUUUCGCGAGCUUGAUGAUGGCCGUGUUUUUGUACAAGUGGACAUCAAUCGCUCUAAGGCCGAGGACGUGGGGAUGGUUGCUGGUGUCUACAGGGCGCUUUUGUGGGCCGCUGCUACUGGAAGGGUUGAUGGGAUCAUUGGGAGUCCGCCUACCAGAGUGGACUUGGUUCAGAAGAUGAUGUGGUUGAUGAUGGUUGCUAAGGCGGCAAGGGCUCACCAUGGAGGCCAUCCCGUUUUUGCCAUGAUGGAAGGCAAGAAGCUGAUGGACAUCCUACGCAUUGGUGGGGUUGCCAAGUGGUUGUCGGUUACUGAGUCCUGGGAUCCGUUCACCGAGGCUAUGUGCUUGGAAGAGGUGGGCGAGAACUGGUUGCGACCAUGGAGGCGGUGA
This is a messenger RNA of Symbiodinium sp. CCMP2592, 3216 nucleotides long. NCBI's taxonomy places the organism in Eukaryota, Dinophyceae, Suessiales, Symbiodiniaceae. The record is from the annotation of a GenBank genome assembly.